Messenger RNA from Diceros bicornis minor, 1935 nucleotides. RefSeq names its product chromobox 2 (gene CBX2). Gene Ontology annotation, cellular component: heterochromatin; PRC1 complex. Lineage: Eukaryota; Metazoa; Chordata; Mammalia; Perissodactyla; Rhinocerotidae. The record is from RefSeq and is a predicted model, not a curated record. The coding region runs from base 40 to 1638 and encodes 532 amino acids. Gene Ontology annotation, biological process: negative regulation of transcription by RNA polymerase II. The transcript is spliced from 5 exons.
AGCGGUGGGCGCCGCGGUUGGGCGGGCGCGCGCGGCAGCAUGGAGGAGCUGAGCAGCGUGGGCGAGCAGGUCUUCGCCGCCGAGUGCAUCCUGAGCAAGCGGCUCCGCAAGGGCAAGCUGGAGUACCUGGUCAAGUGGCGCGGCUGGUCCUCCAAACACAACAGCUGGGAGCCAGAGGAGAAUAUCCUGGACCCACGGCUGCUCCUGGCCUUCCAGAAGAAGGAACACGAGAAGGAGGUGCAGAACCGGAAGAGAGGCAAGCGGCCCAGGGGUAGGCCGAGGAAGCACACAGUGAUGUCCUCCUGCAGCCGGCACUCCAAGCUCAAGGAAUCUGACGCCCCCUCCAAAUCCAAAUCCAGCAGCUCCUCCUCUUCCUCCACAUCUUCCUCCUCUUCCUCAGAUGAGGAGGAUGACAGCGACCUAGAUGCCAAGAGGGGCCCCCGGGGCCGUGAGACCCACCCAGUCCCCCAGAAGAAGGCCCAGAUCCUGGUGGCCAAGCCUGAACUGAAGGAUCCCAUCCGAAAGAAGCGAGGCCGCAAGCCCCUGCCCCCAGAGCAGAAGGCAGCCCGAAGACCAGUGAGCUUGGCCAAGGUGCUGAAGACCACCCGGAAGGACCUGGGGGCCCCAGCCAACAAGCUGCCCCCUCCUCUCAGCGCCCCUGUGGCGGGCCUGGCAGCCCUGAAGGCCCAUGCCAAGGAGGCCUGCGGUGGCUCCAGCACCAUGGCCACCCCAGAGAACCUGGCCAGCCUGAUGAAGGGCAUGGCCGGCAGCCCCAGCCGGGGCGGCAUCAGCUGGCAGAGCUCCAUCGUGCACUACAUGAACCGGAUGAGCCAGAGCCAGGCCCAGGCCGCCAGCAGGCUGGCACUCAAGGCCCAGACCGCCGGCAAGUGCAGCCUCGGGCUGGACCUCAAGGUGAGGACGCAGAAGGGGGAGCUGGGGAUAAGUCCCCCAGGAAGCAAAGUCCCAAAGGCCCCUGGCAGCGGGGCUAUGGAGCAGAAAGGGGGAAGCACAGGGGGUUCCCCACACAUCCACAGCAGCAGCAAGAUCCCUGCUGGGUGCCUGGGCCCCCAGCCUGCACCCACCCAGGAGCUGAGCCUCCAGGUCUUGGACUUACAGAGUGUCAAGAACGGCACACCUGGGGUCGGCGUGGUUGCUCGCCAUGCUACAGCCACCAAGGGCAUCCUUGCUACUAACCCAGCCACUGGGAAGGGCGCCGGGGGUGGCUCCACCAUGGGGAGUGGGGCCGGCAUGUCCACUGACACCAGUAAGAGUGAGAAGCUGGGCUCCAGGGCAGCAACUCUGCCCAGCCCUGCAGGCAAGAGGGACUGUGUCAAGGGCAGUGCAGUCCUUGGUGGGCAGGAGGGCCACACAGCCUCUGGAGAAGUGCGCAAAGCGGCCGCGCUGUCAGAGAUGAGCACUGGCGAGGAGAACAGCAGCUCUGACUCAGACCCCGACUCCGCCUCGCCACCCAGCGCUGGACAAAACCUCUCCGUGUCUGUCCAGACUAGCCAGGACUGGAAGCCCACUCGAAGCCUCAUUGAGCACGUCUUUGUCACCGAUGUCACUGCCAACCUCAUCACGGUCACAGUGAAGGAGUCCCCCACCAGCGUGGGCUUCUUCAACCUGAGACAUUACUGAUGCCCUAAGGCUGCCAGGUCUAGCCUGCCAUUCUCUGGCUUUUGAUAAGUGACCUGCACCCCAGACCCUCUCCAGGGGCCAGGUGGCCUCAUUCAAGGGCAGGCUUGGAAGGGACUUUUCCUGGACCCCGGCCCUGCCUGUGACUUCUGGCAGGAGUGGUACCUUGAUGCCUUGCUGGGCCCAGCCUUGCCCUUGUUCCUACCUCUGGGCCUUCACUUCACUUCCCAUUUGCCUCAGGAAGUCUGGGUGGCCCCCUGUGGCUCUGACCGAAUGUUUCUCAAGCCCCUCCAGUGGUUG